CGGUGCUGGCGGCCGUGCGCGGCGGCGACGAAGUGCGGCGCGUCCGCGAGAGCAACGUCCUCCACGAGAAGUCCAAGGGGAAGACGCGCGAGGGGGCCGACGACAAGAUGACCAGCGGGGACGUGCUGUCCAACCGCAAGAUGUUUUACCUGCUCAAGACCGCUUUCCCCAACGUGCAGAUAAAUACUGAGGAGCAUGUAGAUGCAGCUGAUCAGGAGGUUAUCCUGUGGGACCGUAAGAUCCCCGAGGACAUCCUGAAGGAAGUGGCCGCUCCUCAGGAAGUGCCAGCAGAGAGUGUCACUGUCUGGAUCGACCCGCUUGAUGCUACACAGGAAUAUACGGAGGAUCUUCGAAAGUAUGUCACUACUAUGGUGUGUGUAGCUGUAAAUGGGAAACCUGUGCUAGGAGUAAUACAUAAGCCAUUCUCUGAAUAUACAGCUUGGGCGAUGGUAGACGGUGGGUCAAAUGUGAAAGCACGCACUUCUUACAACGAGAAGACCCCGAGGAUCGUCGUGUCUCGCUCGCAUUCUGGAAUGGUGAAACAGGUGGCUUCUCAGACUUUCGGAAACCAGACCACAAUCAUCCCGGCUGGCGGUGCUGGUUAUAAAGUUUUAGCACUCCUGGAUGUGCCUGACAAGAGUCAAGAGAAGGCUGAUCUGUAUAUCCAUGUGACAUAUAUCAAAAAGUGGGACAUAUGUGCUGGCAAUGCCAUCUUAAAAGCCCUUGGGGGGCAUAUGACCACCCUGAAUGGGGAGGAGAUCAGCUACACCGGCUCCGACGGCAUUGAAGGGGGGCUCCUCGCCAGCAUCAAGAUGAACCACCAGGCCCUGGUCAGAAAACUCCCAGACCUGGAGAAGACAGGACAUAAAUGAGCAAAGCUGACUGGCGCUCGCAGCUCCCGCAGGGCCGGCCGGUCAGCCUGACACGCUGGGGACUUCGGAGCAUCAGUGCAGGCUCUGCAUGGUUAAGGCCACCCCGAACUUCUUACAGUAUUUAUGAAGCAUCAGAGACGUCCUUCCCCUGCGAGGGGAUGCAGGAUCAGGCGAAAUGGGUCGCUUCGUGUCUCAAGUAUUGUCUUUAUUUUUGAGACUAUUUUCGUACAAUUGUCAUACACAAGGCGCAUAUAUAUAUAUAUUUGUGAAUUAAAAAGUAUAGCUGAGUCUACAUUGUUGUGAGUCACCAUUUUCACACAACAUCUUCACUAUUUGUUAGUACUUUCAUAUAGAAUUGGGCUGAAGAAAGGAUUGAUUUUAUGUAGAUGUUUGAUAUUACUUUACAAUGCUUUCUCAUUGAAAAUAAAAAUAUUGGGGGUUUUUACCCAUAAUUCAGAUGGAAAGCACAUGAAGCUACACAUUCAUUAAUAUGCAACAAAUGCUCUAUUUACGUGUUACUGAAUACUUCUUAUGGAUUAAAAUAGAGAAAAACUUAAAUUGCUUUUCUUUCUUGGAAAUUUUAAUAACAGGUUCACCAGCUAGUAGAGAAUAUAGAUACACGAUGGUUGCAUUGUAAUUGUAAUUUCUGUGUGCGUUCUGUUUUUAUAAAGGAAAGUGUGUCUGUACCCACGGCCUCACCGUUUCUGACAUCUCGCUGACGACUCAUUUGCCCCAAGGACUGUGCAUGGUUCCAUCCUCUCCCUCUUGACCAAUGUUUAGUCUUUAACUUGUAAGGUUUGGGUUACGGUUUCAGGGUUAGCAUUAGAAUUUUGGUAAUUUUCUCAUUAGGGAUAAAAUAUGCUGUAAGGCAUUAUAAAAAUGUAAAUGAUUCUAUUAUUAACUGAAAGUUACUUGACAUUACAUGAAUUGAGCUAGCUUCCAUUUUUUUUCAAAAGCUUUGUUUUAGUGCUUUUAAAAAAAAUUGCCGGGUUUGUAUAUAGAGAUUCUCUCAUCAAGAAUGAGUUAUGGUUGUUUUUGCCAUGGUUGCUUUUACCAUUAAUAAAUGGGUCUAACCAACCAAACUUU
Messenger RNA from Vicugna pacos (alpaca), 1958 nucleotides. It is a transcript of the gene BPNT2, whose product is annotated as 3'(2'), 5'-bisphosphate nucleotidase 2. Gene Ontology annotation, molecular function: 3'-nucleotidase activity. Lineage: Eukaryota; Metazoa; Chordata; Mammalia; Artiodactyla; Camelidae. The record is from RefSeq and is a predicted model, not a curated record. Gene Ontology annotation, cellular component: endomembrane system. Gene Ontology annotation, biological process: phosphatidylinositol phosphate biosynthetic process; skeletal system development.